This is a messenger RNA of Cuscuta campestris, 1841 nucleotides long. NCBI's taxonomy places the organism in Eukaryota, Viridiplantae, Streptophyta, Magnoliopsida, Solanales, Convolvulaceae. The record is from the annotation of a GenBank genome assembly.
AUUUCUAAUUAAAGACCCCAUGUCAAACAAACUCCGUAUAUAUGGAUGCUUUUCAAAUGAGUUGCCAGAAAUUAAAAUGGAGUGUCCUGCUUGUGCUACUAAUUAAUUCAUGAAACCAAACAAUGAGAAAAGAAAAGGGCGGCCAGGCCAGGCGAGGGUACACUAUAAUGACUAAAGUACACUGGUUUGGAAACGGAAUGCUUUCCGACACGGAAAUCCACCCUUUACUCUCAUCCAUCACUAAAAACCAAACCAUUUACUCCGUAAUUUGUACGUACUCCCUGCAAAGAAAAAAAAAAGUGAUUUAAAAUGAGCUGCACAGGGAUGACCCUUCUCUCCAAGUCUGCCAUGUCCAGAGGCUUCAAGCCUUCCAUCUUUGUCGCCUAUCGUCAGGCCUUCGCCUCUCUCACUCUCGCUCCCUUCGCUCUCUACUUCGAAAGACAAAAUCCAACUCCUCUCUCUUUCAAAAUGCUAUGCAAGAUCUCUGUCGUUUCCUUGUGUGGGGUGAACUUGAGCCUGAACCUGUUUUAUGCGGGACUGAACUAUGUGUCUGCAACAUUUGUUACCGCUGUCACCAACACCAUCCCUGCCCUUGUUUUCCUCUUCGCCCUUUCUCUCAGGUUGGAAAGGGUAGCGAUAAGCAAAAGUGAGGGGAAAGCAAAAGUGGCGGGGUGCGCAUUGAGCCUGAUAGGGGCCAUGGUUUUAACUUUGUACAAAGGCCCUCUCUUAUAUCCAUUAACCACAUCCACUCCUACUACUACUACUAAAGGAGGAAUAAUGGGCGGCCAAAACCGGUCCAACAUCAUUUCAGCAGCACCUGCCCCGGGUGGAACCACAACCUCUAGUACUACUACUAGUAGUAAAGAAGAAGAUUGGAUAAGAGGGUCUCUUCUUAUCCUCGCUGCUAACGUCACUUGGUCCCUUUGGCUUAUCAUGCAGGGUCCGAUGAUGAAACAAUAUCCGGCAAAGCUAAGGCUGGUAACGCUUCAGUGCUGCAUUUGUUGUGUGAUGUCAACAGCUUGGGGUGCCUUUGUGGAGAGAGAGGACUUGUCCUCUUGGAAACUCGGCUGGGACCUCAACCUCCUCUCCGUCGCUUACUGUGGUAUAGGGGUGACAGGGGUAUCCUAUUGGCUACAAGCAUGGGUUGUGGAGAAGAAAGGCCCUGUUUUCGCAAGCAUGUUCAAUCCUUUGGCCCUUAUACUCACCGCCUUCUUCUCUGCUCUUUUCUUCAAGGAUACCCUCUACUCCGGCUGUGUGUUGGGAGCAGCUUUGCUGGUGAUUGGUCUGUACGGCUUUUUGUGGGGGAAGAAAAGGGAGGAGAAGGACCAAAACAACGAUAUUAUUAACAAGUCCAACGAUCCACCGCCCAAACAAGAAUUGGACGACAAUGUUCGGCCCGCUUCUAUUGGGCCGGUGCUGGAAAACGCCCAAACUAGAUGCUGCGCCAUUUGACCCAACCUCACUUUAUAUACACUGCUCCCUGUUUAAAUUUGUAUCCCAGUUUAUCGGAGCAAGUGAUUAUAAUAAUCUCAGAAUGGGCCGCCGGAGUGGGCUGAUUUACAAUAAGAUAAUGCAACUUUGGUUGACCAGUUCGAUCUCGAGAUAGACAAUAGUACUCUCUCUCCAAAAAGGAAUUAGAUUCUACACCAUUCAUAAAUCACAAUACCUCUUUUGUUUAUUUAUAAAUUUUGAUUGAUCAUUUUAUAAAAUUAAAUAUUCUUAAAAAAUCUUUUUUAAGGAGGGUAAAAUUUGAAGUCAAAGCCAAAAAUUAAAAAUGGGGAAAAGUUAAACUGAAAAGAACGUUUUAGGACGGAAGGAGCAUAUAAAAGCAACAGCACGGA